This is a messenger RNA of Falco peregrinus (peregrine falcon), 1228 nucleotides long. RefSeq names its product granulocyte-macrophage colony-stimulating factor receptor subunit alpha-like. Lineage: Eukaryota; Metazoa; Chordata; Aves; Falconiformes; Falconidae. Gene Ontology annotation, molecular function: protein binding; cytokine receptor activity. Gene Ontology annotation, biological process: cytokine-mediated signaling pathway. The transcript is spliced from 9 exons. Bases 16 to 1017 code for a protein of 333 amino acids. The record is from RefSeq and is a predicted model, not a curated record. Gene Ontology annotation, cellular component: external side of plasma membrane; membrane.
UUUUCACCCUGUUACAUGAGCAGUUCAGAAGAUCUUAGUAAUGAAAUCACAUUGUCAAAGCACACAAAAAUACGCCACCAAGGCAAAUUCACAGCUUCCAUCUUUUUUGUGCCCCAUUACUGUAAUUGCCACAGGGAAACCAGUUUUCAAGGAGGAGGCAUGAAUGGGACAGCCAUUGAAAAUUUUGUCUGUGUUAUUUUCAAUGUUUCCUUCAUGAACUGCACUUGGCAUGUGGGCAGGACUGCUUCAAGAGACACACAAUAUUUCCUUUACUGGAAGACUUCAGUGAACGAAGAUUUCACAGGAUGCCAGAAUUACAUCACAGAUAAUUAUGGAAGGAACAUAGGAUGUAGUUUCCAAAAUGUGACAAUAAAAGACAAGAUUGCUGAUUUCCUGGUAAACGGGUCAAGAAGUGGACGAAACAUUCUGUCAUAUAAGAAGAAGAUUUUUCUGUACAGAAUUGAAAAACUCACCCCUCCAUUAAAUGUCACUGUGAACUGUACAGAAGCUUCUCACGUUUGUGAAAUUAGGUGGCAACCACCUUGCACAAGCCACACGAAAAGACAUGCUUGUUUCAAAUAUGAAAUUGUCAUAGAAAACAAGGCUGAUCCCAAAAAAACCAUCAAAACCACAUCGAAAACAGCAAGAAACAUCACAGGAAACUCCUAUAUAUUUGGGAGCUUCAGCAAGGAAAAAAGGUACAGCGUCAAAAUCAGAGCAACUGACAACGGCUGCUUGGUGAGCCCAAGCUGGGGAGAGUGGAGUACACCCGUAGAGUUUGGAGAAGAACUCACAUCUACAUCAUAUAUGCUAUUUCUGAUUCCAGUACUGGCAGCAAGUCUCAUACUUUCUCUUUGCACAAUAAGAAUUUAUUUGAAAAAAACUUCACCUACAAUACCACAGCCAAAAUACCCAUUCCCUGAGCUCUCUCCAGCAGAUUUCCAGAGAGAAUAUAAGAAUCAAUAUAUAAAACAUGAAACUGGAGAAAUAAUAACAAUUAUUGAAGAAAUUAAGUGAAUUUCUUCAUGCAUGUGAAGUGAAGCAUGCAAGUGAAACAAAUAGCUUGAAUUUUUUCAAAUAUAUGUAUCUUGUGUGCAGUAAUUUACAGGUUUUUUCCCCCUCUCGCAAGCAGAGAAAAUAGCAUUGUCUGUAAAGACCAUGUCCCAAGAGCUUAUCUUUAAAAGCCUCUUUGUAUUUGAUUGCAUUUUCAAUAAAUAAUUUCUUUGGA